Messenger RNA from Tribolium madens (black flour beetle), 1097 nucleotides. RefSeq lists its product as uncharacterized. The transcript has 3 exons. Lineage: Eukaryota; Metazoa; Arthropoda; Insecta; Coleoptera; Tenebrionidae. The record is from RefSeq and is a predicted model, not a curated record. Bases 60 to 392 code for a protein of 110 amino acids.
UGAUAAGUGACAAGUACAAGUUCGUGCCAAGUAACUGAGAGAAAAUACUUUCGUACCCUAUGAUGACCGUGGUCUCGAAUCGUUGGUCGCGGACACACUUAAGGAAACCAAUCCCGGAAGGGAUUGUUGCCCUGUGGAAGGGUGAUGUUGGGAGGUACCAAAAUGACGUAAUGGGUUUAGACGACGUAACAUUAAUUAGUGACGUCGUCGACUCGCGCUUCGGGAAGCGCGAGCGACGCGAUAAAUGGAUUAAGAAGAGAGACGAUCGUGGUGAGUGGAAGAAGGUGGUACCCCUGAGAUCCGACCCGAACCUCGAGGCCUCGAAGAAAAAAUUGUUUACAUUCAACCAACUCCUUACGUCUGGCGUUAAUAAAUCAAAAAAAAAGGAAUAAAAUUCGCGCCCCAUUUUGAGAAAAAAUAAAAUAAAAAUAUUAACAAUGCGACAUAUUUACUCGAAAACAUGCAAGCAAUUGAAAUAAUGAAAAAAUUACUGAUUUUCCACUUCUGUAACCCACAUCAUCCAGCAAGUAAUGGUCUUAUAGAGCGUUUCCAUUCAACAUUUUUAGAAGAUUUAAAUUUAAUCAACAAUCAUCCAGAAUUUAAUAAAGAUCCAAUCUCAACAAAAAUUUUAUGUGCCACAAUAGCUUAUAACAAAUUCCAUUCGCAGUACCACAAAACUAACCCCAUUCAAUAUUUUGAAUUUGAACAAUGAACAAGAAAUCGGAGAUAUUAAUUUAGAACGUGUAAUUUUAAACAACCAUUUAGAGUCUCAUAAAGAAAAACUGUAAUUUUAAAGAAAUUAACAACCGACUAACAGACAACAAAGAAAAGAUUAUAACAAAAAUAAAUAAAGGUAGGGAAAAUAUACCAGCUCAGCUACCUGACACAGUAUUCGUUAAAAGUAAUUUUAGAUGAAAAGAUCGGAAUCGAUAUAAGAAAGAAGAAAUUUUAGAAACAAAUCCUGAGCGUAAAACGAUAAAACCUAAAAUCAAUAAAUCAAAAAGCGGCAGAAAAUUUAAUAAACUUCAUAUUGAUAAUAUUACAACAAAGCAAAAUAAACCAGUCCCUGCUGUGAAUGCCUCCCUUCUAACCGCAAG